AGAAAGAAAAAAAAAUAUAUAUAUAUAUAUAUAUAUAUUUAAACACGGUGUACCUAUAUACGAACGAUUCAUGUAAAAAGGAAAAAUCGUUCGAGAGAAAUUCGUCGAUCUAAUAUCGUGAAUGCUUGGAGAACGUUUGGAGAAUAUCAUCCGAAGGAAGAUAUGGACGGCUCGAUGGAACCAAGAACGUUCGACCUGGUUGAUUGCAUCGUUUUCAUUGGGAUGCUAGGUGUUUCCGCGGUAGUUGGGGUCUAUCAAGCUUACAGAUCUCGAAAAAAUCCGGAUGCUGUGCGAGAGUACCUUGUUGGAAGUCAAAACAUGUCUAUAUUUCCUAUAAGCAUGUCUUUAAUAGCCAGUUACAUUUCCGGCAUUUCGAUGCUCGGAUUACCCGCAGAGAUGUAUGUUUACGGGACUCAACUAUGGACCAUCAUUAUUGCCGAUUGCUUCGUUUCCCUUACUAUGACCAUAGUUUAUUUGCCGGUCUUUUACGGACUUCAAAUUACCUCGUCGUACGAGUAUCUAGAGCUGAGAUUCAAUCGUAUGGUCAGACUCAUGGGAUCGAUCAUAUUCAUUAUCAAAAUGCUACUUUACAUACCAUUGGUGAUAUACGUGCCGGCGCUAGCGUUCAAUCAAGUAACUGGUAUAAAUCUUCACAUGAUAGCUCUUCUGGUCAGCAUCGUCUGCAUUUUCUACACGACGUUGGGUGGUCUCAAGGCCGUCGUUUGGACCGAUACUAUUCAAAUGAUGGUCAUGUUCGGUAGCGUGAUUACUGUUGCCGUAUUGGGUACCAACAAAGUAGGUGGAGUAUCCGAAGUUUGGCGAAGAAACGUCGAGACAGGAAGAAUAGAGUUCUUCAACAUGGACCCGGAUCCAACUAUUAGGCACACCUUUUGGACCGUCGUUGUUGGUAAUUACUUAAAUUGGCUGGCCACUUGUUCGGUUAAUCAAGCGAUGGUGCAGAGGUGUCUGGCUAUGCCGAACUUGAAAAAAUCCAAUAUAACAAUCAUGAUAAUGGCCGUCGGUAUAGUUACCAUCGUUUCCCUAUGCUGUUACACUGGCAUCGUUAUUUUCGCUGCUUUCUACGAAUGCGAUCCGGUAACAACAAAGCAAAUACGGAAACCCGAUCAGUUGUUGCCGUACUUUGUAAUGGAGAUAGCACGAUCGAUACCUGGUUUACCGGGUCUCUUUGUCUCUGGAGUUUUCAGCGCUGCUCUCAGCACUAUGUCCACCGGUUUGAACUCAAUGUCCGGCGUUAUCUACGAAGAUAUAAUAAAGCCAUGCUUGAGAAAACCAAUCUCGAAUGUUGGCGCCAGUCGGAUAAUGAAAGUGAUCGUAGUCCUAAUGGGUAUUAUUUGCGUUGGAUUGGUUUUCUUGGUUGAAAAACUCAGCAGUUUGAUUCAAGCUGGUAAAAGUUUAUCCGGAAUAACAGCUGGUCCACUUUUAGGGAUAUUCACGCUUGGCAUGUUUUUUCCAUUUGCUAAUUCUGCGGGUGCUCUAACCGGUGGUAUCAUCAGUUUGAAUCUCGUUGCCUGGAUAUCCUUUGGCACGCAAGCUGCCAUUUCGAGCGGUAAAAUUACUUUCCCGGUAAAACCAGUGUCCGUCGAUGGGUGCGUCGAAACAUUGAAAGAUACAGCCAGAAAUUUGACGAACAUCGUUGAAGACACAAUAAGAGAGCAACCAUUUUUUCUAUAUCGGAUGUCAUAUCUAUGGUACACAUGGGUUGGAUUUCUCACAGCGAUUUUCAUCGGGAUUAUUGUCUCGUGGAUCACUGGCCCGAAUAAAUACAAAGUGGGGGAUAUAAAGUUAUACACGCCGAUCAUACACGGUUUCUUACGUUCUAAAAUUUCAAGGGAAACGAACAAGAUGGAACUUUCAAGGAGGAGAGCAGAAAGGAAAAAUCUACAUCACUCUUCGGGAUAUUAGCGAAUACUAUAUAUUCUAAAUUACAUAUUAAUAAGUUCAGACUGUGAUUCCUUAGUAAUCGCGAUAUUUAUUAUCGCUCAAAAAAGAGACCCGAUUUGUCACUCUUUCUCUCUUUCUCGAAGAGGGAGAAAAAGAAAGAGAG
Vespula pensylvanica (western yellowjacket) is the source of this 2065-nucleotide messenger RNA. RefSeq names its product sodium-coupled monocarboxylate transporter 2-like. The record is from RefSeq and is a predicted model, not a curated record. Gene Ontology annotation, molecular function: symporter activity. Lineage: Eukaryota; Metazoa; Arthropoda; Insecta; Hymenoptera; Vespidae. Gene Ontology annotation, biological process: transmembrane transport; sodium ion transport. The transcript has 13 exons. Bases 163 to 1923 code for a protein of 586 amino acids. Gene Ontology annotation, cellular component: membrane.